CCCAGCCCAUAAUAAAACAAAUAUUUGGAAACCCAAAGUUUAAUACUUCCAUAGCAGCAACUCAACCUGAGAGAAUGAGAGAGAGUGAGAAUGAGAGAGAGUGAGAAUCAGACAUUUGCAAUGGCGGCAAAGCCUAAACUCAGGUUUGUUAUCUCUCGAUUGUACAGUAGUUCUUUUUAUCAAGGGAUUUGGUUGUGAUGUUGAAUUGGGUUUUGUUUUUUCAGAGCUAAUAUUAUGAUAUUCACUUGAUUUUCUAAAACUUUUCUACCAACAACUUGUGUGAGUUUGUUGUCUAUAAUUGGAAUUUCAUUGAAAAUAUUAAGAAUAUGGUUGCAGAAACUGAAGUCGUUAACUCUAAUAUUGCCGUCUCUUGCUUACAAGCUGAUAAAAAGACCCCAUCUGAUGUACUGCAGUUUGUACCAAAUAUUUGCUCAGGUAGCUCUGCUGAUAUCGGGCCACGUAAGCGUAGGGAGGAUGAACAUAUAAGGAUUGAUGAUCUUUCUCUGUACUUGGACUCAAUGUUUAGUUGUCCCAAGCCAAGUGCUUUUUUUGGGGUUUUUGAUGGUCAUGGAGGUCCUGAAGCAGCAGCUUAUGUCAGGAAAAAUGUGAAAAGGUUCUUUUUUGAAGAUGUGAAAUUUCCCGAAUACUCUGAAUUGAACGACUUGUAUCUUCAAGAAGUGGAGAAUUGCCUCCGCAAUGCCUUUCUUCUUGCAGAUCUAGCUAUUUUUGAAGAUAGCAGCAUCAGUUCUCGUACAGGAACAACUGCUCUUACAGCUUUGAUUUUGGGAAGGUUCUUGCUGGUUGCAAACGCUGGUGAUUGUCGUGCUGUCCUAUGUCGAAAAGGAGAAGCAAUAGAUAUGUCGCAUGACCACAAGCCUACAUACCCAUCAGAAAAGAGACGAGUUGAAGAGCUAGGUGGCUAUGUAGAUGAAGAGUAUCUAAACGGUGUUAUAGCAGUGACAAGGGCACUAGGGGACUGGGAAAUGAAGCUUCCUAAGGGCUCAGCCGCACCCCUCAUUGCCGAACCUGAACUAAGACAGACUAUCUUGACUGAAGAUGACGAGUUUCUUGUAAUGGGGUGUGACGGAAUCUGGGAUGUCAUAUCAAGUCAACGAGCCAUAGGCCUUGUGCGAUAUGGAUUAAGGAAGCACAAUGACCCACAACUAUGUGCUGAGGAGCUACUCAGAGAGGCUUUGAGGCUCGAGACUUUUGAUAAUCUGACUGUCAUAGUUAUUUGUUUCUCUUCUUGUGAUAAUCAGAAUAAUAGUCGCUCGAUGUUCAGGAGUCCGGGGUCUAAAGGUAGCCUCAAAGUGGAGUCCUUGUCAAAGCUGAAGAGCUUCAUAACUCAUUGAUAAGUAGAGUGUUGCUAACAUAUUUGUUGAAAAACAUGCUUGCAUUUUUGUUAGGGGUACACAUUAGAGUACUAGAGUGUUAAUUUUUCCGAAAUUCUUGCUCAAUUGAUUGUUUUUUUUUUCCUCA
This is a messenger RNA of Chenopodium quinoa (quinoa), 1479 nucleotides long. RefSeq names its product probable protein phosphatase 2C 47. Lineage: Eukaryota; Viridiplantae; Streptophyta; Magnoliopsida; Caryophyllales; Amaranthaceae. Gene Ontology annotation, molecular function: protein serine/threonine phosphatase activity; cation binding. Gene Ontology annotation, biological process: protein dephosphorylation. The record is from RefSeq and is a predicted model, not a curated record. Bases 327 to 1352 code for a protein of 341 amino acids. The transcript is spliced from 3 exons.